GACUUGCAGAUGGUUAACCUUCGUGCAUCACUCAAAAUAUUUUAUCUAAAGCAGCCAAUAGCUAAAUAGGACAGUUCUGAUUGGUCUUUUUGAGAAUAGCCCAAGGACGACACUCAUAACCAAAGGAGUCGAAAGAACUUCAGUGAAGUACAUUUUGUAAUACGACAACACUUAUAUUGUUAACUACUUAGUGAAUAACACUACUAUAACUAACUGUUAAAUAAUAUUAUGGAUGUGCAAUUGUGCGAUGGUUCAUUGGGUGAUGAGAAAGAUGGUACAAACUCUUUGGGAACUAUAGUUACAGAAGAUUCUAGUGGAAACAUUCCAAAUGUAAAUUCAAAUAUAAAUGUAUAUGAUUGUAUGGAGUUCAAGCGAAAGCGCUCCGUUAUAAAAGAAAAGCGUUUUGUGAUAAAUGAUAUGGUUGAAACAGUUGAUUUUGGUCUACUACCUGAGGGUUGGCUCCAACUACGUCAUAUUUCUGGACUUAAUGUAUAUUUACACAGAUCAAGCCGAGUGGUGACACUUUCAAGACCAUAUUCUAUUGGACCGAGUAGUGUACGUCACCAUCGUAUUCCUGUAUCGGCUAUUCCAUGUUUGGCUUAUCGUAAAGCUAGUGGAAAAUUUUUUUAUCCAACUGAAUCUCAUACGGUCCCUUCAGAAUUCACUAGUCCAGUGAAUGAGUUAAAUAAUAAAACAGUAUGUUGUCCGUUUGAAAUAUCACCAACAAACAUCCCAUCUGAAGAUGUACAAACAGUCCAAAAGUUAGACCUAUCUAAUGAAUCGUUAGAAGAUGAAGUGUCAGUGAUAAAUAACAAGCAUGAGGAUGAGCUAUCAAUUGAUGGUGGUGCUUCAGUAUCAUUCAGUCGUAGUAGAAAUAACUCGUUUUCAUUACCUGAAGAUAACAAUAAUACUAAUCGCGAUAUUGUUGAUGUAGUGAAAAGUAAAAAUUCCGAUAAAGAAGAAGGUGAAUUAUCUUCUGGUGAUGAUGAAAAAGAGAAUUCAUUUGAAGAUGAUAGUCGAGCUAAAAAACCACGUUUGAAUAAUAAUGACGAUGUUAGUGAUGGUGUUGGUGAAGAUUCAAUCAACUGUUCAUCCAAUGAAACAUCAUCUUUACAAAAUUCGUUACCUAAAGCAGCUGAAGAAGUGUCAAAUACUUGUAAUAACGUUCUAUAUAACAGAUCAACUCAUUUUGGAAAUAGAUAUCGUAAAUUUAGACGUGGUAAUCUUCUAACCAAAAGAUCUUGUUUAACAACAUCACCAAAUGUUCAACUGUCAGAGUCUGAUCGUAUAUCCAACGUAUCUACCAAUAAACAAAAUGAGGUACCUACUGGAACUCAAGAAAUUGUUGCUGUUAAAACUCAGGUGUUUUCUAUUAAAGACAAAGAAAAAGAAUCUCUGUUGACACCUGAUGAUAUUCGUGAAUAUUGUGGACGUCUUUUUGAAAUCAGAAUAGAAGAUACAGUAAUUAAAAGAAAUCGUGAAUAUCAUUGUACAACAGAUCUUACUACUAAAGAAUCAGAGGACAUGCAGAAACCAUUACUGAUGAUGUCAGAACAGGCAAAAGUUAUUCGAUAUCAAAUACCAUCGACUGAUGGAAACGUUUCGCGAAAGCAGCCUAAAGAGGGUAUGAUCAAUAUGACUGGUAAAUCAUAUGUUUGCAUUCUUCAUGAGUAUUGCCAAAAUGUUAUACGUCGUCCGCCGACAUAUCAGACAACAGUUCUUGAAAAUGAUAAAAAUCCCUAUCAAAUGACAGUAUUUAUUAAUGGUAAUCCAUAUGGAACCGGUACAGGGCAAAGUAAAAAGUGUGCAAGAUUAGAAGCGGCUCGUAAGGCGCUUGAAGUUUUAAUUCCGGAUUUUCAAAAGAUUGCAUGUAACAAUUCACAUCAAACAGGUCCAGUGGUAGCCUCUGAUCGUGAUAUGCAGUUGUUCGAUUCCAUUUCGGUGACUGAUCCACGUUUAUAUGAAUUAUCUGUGCGUAUGGCAUUACCUACUCCAUAUAAUCUACUUGUUGAAUGUUUAAGUCGAAGUUGUGUUCCUGAGUCUGAUUUGAAGUCAAAUAUGAUAUCUCAAGGACGCAGUAAACACUUUUUCACUUUACAGCUGAGAGAACAUACUGUUAAGGUUAGAUGUAAAAACAAAAGAGAAGGUCGUCAUUUAUCUGCUCAACAUCUUUUAGCCCGUCUACAUCCUGAAGUUAGUACCUGGAGUGGUCUUUUACGUAUUUAUGGUCCGGGUAGUAAACCAGACAAGCGAAAUGAGUUGGAAACAAUCCAAGAUGCACAAAUUCAACAGAAGUCUGCUGUAAAAGCUAGUUUAAUUCGUUUAUUAAAAGCGAAAAUGAGUGAAUUAGCUGAUCAGUGGGAAAAGUCUGGCGGAAAUUCGAAUCCGAAAGGGAAGUUUUUUGUUUCACCCUACAACCUUCCUGUGGUCGCUUUCCAUCCCGACUCUGAGGGUGACUUGUACAGUUCUGCACCGAUUGCAUCUUCUUCCUCCCCGCCCAUACUACCCCCAACAUCGGAUUAGUCAAUUUUGUAGUGUGAUUUCCAUUUCCAAUAAUAAAACAUUUCCAUUUUUCUUCCCGUACUGUUCACUGAUUUUUCUGUAUUUACUUUGUCACUGUACUGAAUAUAAGUCAUAAUACUUGA
Messenger RNA from Schistosoma curassoni, 2645 nucleotides. The record is from the annotation of a GenBank genome assembly. Lineage: Eukaryota; Metazoa; Platyhelminthes; Trematoda; Strigeidida; Schistosomatidae.